AUGACAGAGAAUCAAUCCGAGGUUCGGGAGCAAAUACCGCUUCUCAUGGCUCCAAGUUACCUAGCCUACACGUAUUACCACGCAACCCCAGUCUUCAAGAAGUUGACAUUUGAGCUCGCUUUGGAAAGUGCCCAUCUGCCACGGAAUGCCACAGGCCAUGGGCAGCAUAAUCUCAGCACUCUCGUUUCACAUGGAUGCGAGAAGGAGUUGCUUCGUUUGCCAUGCUUUUUUGGCAACUGA
Molecule: messenger RNA, 240 nt
Organism: Pochonia chlamydosporia 170
Lineage: Eukaryota; Fungi; Ascomycota; Sordariomycetes; Hypocreales; Clavicipitaceae
Exons: 1
Coding region: 1-240 (79 amino acids)
Source: RefSeq, a predicted model, not a curated record